Messenger RNA from Acipenser ruthenus (sterlet), 3314 nucleotides. RefSeq names its product tubulin--tyrosine ligase-like. The record is from RefSeq and is a predicted model, not a curated record. Bases 1043 to 2179 code for a protein of 378 amino acids. NCBI's taxonomy places the organism in Eukaryota, Metazoa, Chordata, Actinopteri, Acipenseriformes, Acipenseridae. The transcript has 7 exons. Gene Ontology annotation, biological process: protein modification process.
AUAUGUUUAAUGUAAUACUUUGUAUUUACCGUAAAGGUCAAUGUUUUAUGAAUGGUUGUACUGUUUUACUUGUCCUUUUAUGUGAGUAUAAACAUGUCAAACCAAUCAAAACGCGAGACUGUUAUGCGGUUCCAUCCCAAAAACCUGGCAUGUGUCAGACUUCAUCUGUAGCGACUGUGAUUUGCUAGUAUUAACCGAGAAUUCUUGAACUGCAUUACGGUCAGUGUAGUCUUACAUUCACUGUUCGUUACAAUACUAUACCACAGAAAACUACAUUUACCAGGAUUCAACGCAACGAUUAACUACGUUAAGCUAGGUGUCUUGGGAAGUUUAGUUCUGCUUUAUUUAUUUUUUCCUGAGAGACUUUAGCGUUUGACUGAGUAACUUGUUUUUGAUUUUUUUUUUCUAUAGAGCAUUUUUUUUAAUGAAGACUCUUUAAUAGAAUUAUUGCGAACGACAGAUGAACCAGCUAUAAAGCCUAAAAAAAAACUACAAAGACCAGAAAUUCCUGGCGUCAGUUUUUUUGUCCUGCGCGUAGCCAAUCCAUGUGAUGAUGUAAACUGGCAGCUGUAAAUGGGAAUAAAGGGAAAAGGGGGGUAAACUGGAUAUUGCAAAGAUGCGAGUUAAGAGAACAAAAAUCACGCCACAGAGUAGAAGUUGCUUGUAUUUGGCUUGAGAUGGUGGAUUUGACUUUUGGUUUCUGGAAAUUCGAAUAACAUUAAUGAAGAAGGUUCUGAAGAAGAAAUUAGGACAGUCACACCCAUAUCUUCUCGGGACACCCCUGAUCAGUAUUACAUAUUUAUGACUGCUUGUUUUUAGGAUGCAGAUUAUUUAAUGGUUAUUGUUUUGCCAUUUGAGAAACGUGUGUGGGGGGAGGGGGGUGUCUAUAAAAUGAAACUAUGUAUUUCUAUUUGUAAUGUAAAAUGCGUUGCUGAUUCAGAAGGAAUAGUGUGACGAUGACUCAUUUGGCGAGUACGUUUGAUAAGAGUUACAAUUGAUUGAGUUCCGCGAUACAUUAAUAGUGUUCAGCAUUAAUGUAACAAUGUAUACUUUCGUUGCCCGAGAUGAAAACAGCAGUGUUUUUGCCGAUGUGGCCAAAAGGCUCGUGUCCACUGGACAAUGGAAGCGACUAAAAAGGGACAAUCCUAGAUUUAACUUAAUGCUGGGAGAAAGGAACAGACUGCCGUUUGGAAGACUGGGUCAUGAACCAGGAUUGAUGCAGCUUGUGAAUUAUUACAGAGGAGCUGACAAACUGUGUCGCAAAGCAUCAUUAGUCAAACUAAUCAAGACCACUCCAGAACUGUCCGAAUCAUGCAGCUGGUUGCCUGAAUCCUAUGUGAUCUACCCCACCAAUCUCAAAACCCCUGUAGCUCCAGCCAAGAAUGGCAUCAACCACAUGAUGAACAAUCCAAAGACAGAUGAGCGGGAGGUGUUCCUGGCGUCCUACAGCCAGAAGAAGGAGGCUGGCGAAGGCUCUGUAUGGAUAGCCAAAUCUUCUGCAGGGGCUAAAGGGGCUGGAAUUCUCAUCUCUUCAGAUGCCAAUGAGCUAUUAGAGUUCAUAGAUGAUCAAGGCCAAGUUCACGUGAUCCAGAAGUACUUGGAAAAACCUCUAUUGUUAGAACCAGGCCAUCGCAAAUUUGAUAUCAGAAGCUGGGUGCUGGUGGAUCACCAGUAUAGCAUCUACCUCUAUAAAGAGGGUGUGCUGCGGACAUCCUCUGAGCCCUACGACAGCUCUGAUUUGCAGGACAAAACCAGCCACCUGACAAAUCACUGUAUCCAGAAGGAGCACUCGAAAAACUACGGCAAAUACGAAGAGGGCAACGAGAUGUUUUUCGACGAGUUCAGUCAGUAUUUAUUAAACUCUCACAAUACUGCCCUGGAUAGCAGCAUUUUACCUCAAAUCAAACAGAUAAUAAGGAGUUGCUUUCUGUGUAUCGAACCUACAAUCAGUACCAAGCACCUGUCAUACCAGAGCUUUCAGCUGUUUGGAUUCGACUUCAUGGUGGAUGAAGAUCUGAAGGUCUGGCUGAUUGAAAUCAAUGGAGCACCAGCAUGUGCCCAGAAGCUUUACCCUGAGCUCUGUCAAGGAAUAGUGGAUGUGGCGAUCUCCAGCAUCUUUCCCUUGAGUGACUCCUCACAGAAGCCACCCAGCCAGCAGUCCCCAUUUAUCAAGCUGUAAACAGAAAAGGACCUCUGCUAUUUCAAAUUCAAGCUGUUCCCCCACCUCAUGCAUUCCUGAUACCACCAGUUGCGCUGGUUUUAAUUUGAGUGCCAAGUGAAACGGGAGGAGAAAUCUCUGGAGUGCACAGUAGGCAGAGAAGUGCAGCGCAAAAGGAAUACACUUCAAAAUAAACCCAAAUGCCGCCAAUACUAGAUUGGCACAGAACUUUUUUUUCUUGCAAAUUCUUCUCCAGAGUAUUCCAAAAUAUAGCCCACAUAUUGCAUGAGCAACGUUUAUUAAAAUCAAUGGGUAUUUUAUUGCAGUAGGAAUCUGAUAUAUCCUGGAGCGCUGCUGUGCAGAAUUUAUGAAUAUCAAAAGGAUUUCAAAGCGUGCAGAAGAGGUGGUCUCACAGUCACUUACUGUGAAAAGAAGUAGAUUGCUGAAUUGCUGUACCACCCUCAAUGGUCUUCUAAAGGACUGUAGCACAUGGUUGUAAGAUCUCAAUAUUUUACUUUUUAUCAUACAGGACCUUUGACUUUAGUGCCUUAUAUCCCACCCCUACUACCCCCCCCCCCCCCCCAAGUAUAAUAACGAUCCUAUUUUUAAGCUUUGUGCAAAGUAUAGUAACACUGUUCAAUGUUUACCUUUGACCAUUUACUGUUGACAGAGCUGUCAUUAUGACUGAAAGCAGUUCGGAUAUCUCUUUUGGGAAAUCUGCUCACAGACAAAGCAAUCGUGAUGCAUUCGGAGAUUCGUCUAAUGAAUAAACUCUGGUCAGCCUAUCCUAGUACCCAAAUGCUUAACAAUUCACUGUCGCCUCCUGCAACCGGGUUGGCAAAAGUUGUUUUUGAAAAGUUGUAUUAUAGGCCCUGGGUAUCCUGUUCUUUUAAACUGAAGGAAAUUAUGAAGUUAUGCAGUCAAUGGAGCCAACGUGGAGCAGUAUUUAUUUUGAAUCACUUGUCUAGUCAGUUGGUGACCCCAGAAUUAUGGCGUUGGGGAAGAAUGAAGUUCAGUUUGAUACUACUUAUGUUUAUGGAUUUUGAUUUGCGUCUGUCAUAUGUGGAUCUAUCAUUAUAUUUAUGCUGUUCAAAACAAGCCUGCAUUUGUAUUUUUAGAAUGAUCUUAAUAAUAAUAAUAAUAAUUUUAGCCUAGA